AUGGCGGAGCCCGGGGAGCGGCGGGGCCGGGCCGGGGGCACCGGGGGAGACUGCGGCGGGCUCGGAGCCGUGUCCGAGCUGCCCCGCAGAGCUUUGAGCGCUGCAUUUGGGGCCGCUCGAACCCAGCCCGAGCGCCGCGUUCGGGCUCCGGGCGGGCUCUCCCGGCCGGGGCCGGGCUGUGUCCCCGAGCUCCGAGCGGGGCCCGAGGCACAGCCCCGGCCGGGCUGCCCCGGCCCCGCGGAGAGCUCCGCAGCAGCGGCGGAGCGCCGCGGGCGGGGCCGGCGGCGGAGCCCCGGGGCCGCGUUCGGGGCUCGGCGCGGGCUCCGGGAGGGGCUCGGGGCUGGAGCGGAGCCCGGCCCGGCGGGACCGAGCGCGGGAUCCCGGGGGCUGCCCGGAGCCCCGGCGGGUCCCGGUCCCAGCGCCCGCCCCGGAGCGGUGCCGGUGCCGGCCCGAGCCCGCCUCGGUCCUGCGGGCCCGGGACCCGCAGCGCGCCCGGCGGGGGAGAGGCGGCACCGCCCGGGCCCCGCAGAGACCCCGGCAGGGCCCGGAGCCGAGGCCCCGGUGCCGGUGCCGGUGGCAGCCCCGCCGCGGGGCUCGGGGUGCCGGAGAAUAAAGCCCAGAGGGCCGGAGCCGGCGCCCCCUGCCCCCGCUGGAGCCCCGCACGGGCCGGGCCCGCCGGGCGGGUCCCGCUGUGCGGGUCUCAAGGAGCGCCCGGCGCCGCCGGGGCUCCGGCUGCCCCCGCACCACAGUGGGGGCUCCCCGGCGGCGCCGGGGCGAGGGGGCCCCCCUAACCCCAUCCCGCCCCCCGGGACACCCCAGUGUGAUGUAGGGAGAGCCGGAGCCCCGGCGGUGUCGGGCCGUGUGUUUGACCGGAAUGGGGACACCCGCCGGGCGGGGCUGUCCCCGUGUGGGGCUUCCAGGGAGGGAGGGGGCGCCGGCUCCGGCCCCGUGGGCUUUAUUGUCCGGCACCCCGAGCCCCGCGGCUGCGGGGGAAAGAGAGAGGGGAGAGAGAACGGGAAUAGGGGGGCGGAGGGGCUGGUCGGGGUCAGGGAAGGGGCGCAGGCGCUCUGGGGCCCCGCGCACCUGUGCAGGCCCCGCCCCGCGCAGGCGCUCUGGGGCCCCGCGCACCUGUGCAGGCCCCGCCCCGCGCAGGCGCUCUGGGGCCCCGCGCACCUGUGCAGGCCCCGCCCCUCACACCUGGGCCGGCCCCGCCCCGCCCGCGCCCGCGCUGAGGUGAGGCCGGGAACGGGACCCGGGACCGAGAGGUCGGCUCCGGGUCCCGCCGGUGUCUGCGGGGGCUUCGGGCGAAGCCGCUUCUCCCUCGACGGGCUGCGGGUCUGGGGCCGCAGGACCGGGGCGGGACUGGGGCAGGGACAGGAACCGGGAGGGGAACCGGGAUUACCGCGGCCGGGAAGAGCCGCUCUGGGACCGAGCCCGGCCCUGCCGCUGCUGCUCCGACUGCGGACCCCGGCGGGGCUGCGGGCGGACCCCGGCGGGGCUGCGGGCGGACCCCGGCGGGGCUGCGGGCGGACCCCGGCGGGGCUGCGGGCGGACCCCGGCGGGGCUGCGGGCGGACCCCGGCGGGGCUGCGGGCGGACCCCGGCGGGGCUGCGGGCGGACCCCGGCGGGGCUGCGGGCGGACCCCGGCGGGGCUGCGGGCGGACCCCGGCGGGGCUGCGGGCGGACCCCGGCGGGGCUGCGGGCGGACCCCGGCGGGGCUGCGGGCGGACCCCGGCGGGGCUGCGGGCGGACCCCGGCGGGGCUGCGGGCGGACCCCGGCGGGGCUGCGGGCGGACCCCGGCGGGGCUGCGGGCGGACCCCGGCGGGGCUGCGGGCGGACCCCGGCGGGGCUGCGGGCGGACCCGGCAGGAAGGUAAAGUUUCCCCAGAGCAGGCGCUGGAUGUCGGCUGGAAGCGGCGGGGUAUGGGAACCGCGGCUCUCGGCCCCGGGACACCCCGGACGCCGUCUGUUCCGCCGGGCAAGGCCGGCCUUGGAGCUCCCCCCUCGGCACAACCUGAGCAGAGCAGAGCCCGCACUCCCGUCCUGUGCCCGCCCCAUCCCGGGGAAAUGAGCAGAGCUGAGCCACCGCCGGCAGGAGAAGCUGCUCCAGAACAGGCACUGUCCUGCUCCAGCCGCUCCUUCCACAGCGGCCAGGUCACAAGACAUCCUGUUAUGGAAGGGACCCACAGGGAUCGUGAAAGUGAGCUCCAAGUGAAUGGCCCAUCCAGUGACUGAACCCACCUUUGGUGUUCUCAGCACCCUGCUCCAAACUGAGCCGACCUCAGGCUAUGAAGUCCUGCCUGGGAUGGAAACUACCGAAAAGGGUUUCUCCAAUAGCUGCAAGGUGUUUGAGCCAUGCACCUUUCCAGGGAGAAACGAGCAAGGCAAGCCCUGAGGGUUCCCUUGGUCCAUGGCAGAAGUGUUCUGGAGUUUUUAAAACGCAGCACUGGAAUAUCCAGGACAUCAGGAGGGGCCCUGGAAGUCACAGGUCAGCGGCAGACUCAGAAGAACAAUCCUGAACUGGUUCUCAGGGCAUGCACCCACUGCAUCCUGUGGCUGCAACAACUCCAGAGCUGCUCCUUCCCCUUGGAACAGCCAGGGAAAACAUCCCCAUCAGGGAUUUCUGACAGGAAAAACCUCACAGCUCCAGGACACUUGGCUCCUCCCAGAUCCAGGCCAGCACUCCAACAGGCUCUAAGGAAUAACCAAGGGGACAGACCCACCUAAGGCUGCACACCACCAUUUUUAACAGCAAAAACAGGGACAAUUUCCUCACUCACCUUUUCUUUGUGGGUGCAGCUCUCCAGAGCCUCACACUCCUUGCCUUCCAUGUCUGCUCCUUUUCC
Messenger RNA from Prinia subflava (tawny-flanked prinia), 2846 nucleotides. Its product is annotated as collagen, type I, alpha 1a-like. The record is from RefSeq and is a predicted model, not a curated record. The transcript is spliced from 9 exons. Bases 1 to 2235 code for a protein of 744 amino acids. NCBI's taxonomy places the organism in Eukaryota, Metazoa, Chordata, Aves, Passeriformes, Cisticolidae.